Messenger RNA from Gryllus bimaculatus (two-spotted cricket), 477 nucleotides. Lineage: Eukaryota; Metazoa; Arthropoda; Insecta; Orthoptera; Gryllidae. The record is from the annotation of a GenBank genome assembly.
AUGUCGGCGGGGCAGCGGCCCCCGGAGCCGCAGUCACCUCUGCAGUUGCACGCCGAGCGGCCGCUCCCCGCUGCAGCGACGCCCGAGCCCAGCUCCUCGCCCGACGCCUCCGCCUCCGCCGCGGCGCCCGGCGACAUGACCCUCGGUGACGAAGCGCUGGCCGCGAGCCUGUUCCGGCGCGCGCCCCCCGACUACCCGAACUUCCAGGCGCAGCCUGCGGCCAUGGCCGGGGCCGCCUUUUCCUGGUCGGCGAGCGAGGUCCUCGCAAAGCACAAGCUGAACUUCGCGGGCCUCAAAAUGUGUUACGGAGAUGGUCCUCUGCCGCACCCAGGACCUCCAGAUUAUUCGCAAAGCAUGCAGAUUGGAUACGGGAUGCCCUCUGACCCGCACUCUCCUCAAUCACAGGCGCAUCAUAUGCAGCAGCAACAGUCCCAACAACAACAGCAGCAGCAACAGCAACAGCAACAACGUCAACAG